Messenger RNA from Pocillopora meandrina, 1755 nucleotides. The record is from the annotation of a GenBank genome assembly. NCBI's taxonomy places the organism in Eukaryota, Metazoa, Cnidaria, Anthozoa, Scleractinia, Pocilloporidae.
AUGGAAGACCUUCCAGCUAUCAGUGUCACUGAACAGAAUCCUUUUUGUGUGGAAAUGAUGAAACGGCUCAACAUACAACGAAAACAAGGCCACUUAUGCGACAUAACUUUGAUUACGAAAGAUGAUCAAGAGCUAAAGGCUCACAGAAAUAUCCUUUCUGCAGCGAGUCCGUUCUUUUACAAGCUUCUUCAGAGCGAUAUGAAAGAAAAUCGGGAAGGGAUCGUUCGGUUCGAGGAGAUUUCGGGAUCUGUUAUGGAAGAUGUUUUGGAAUUCAUCUAUACUGGAACUGUAGAGGUUACUGAAGAAAAUGCCGAAGAGCUGGUCGUCGCUACAAAUUAUCUCCUCGUUCCAAAUUUGAAAACAAUCUCUGGUCGAUUUAUACAACAACAAAUGUGUGAGUUAAACUGCAUUUCCACCUUCUACUUCGCCGAGAAAUACGAUUGUGAAGAGCUUUUAAACGACAGCAAGAGUUUUAUUCACGCGAACUUCAGGUCUGUAGCAGACAUGGGUGAAUUCCUAAGUUUGGAAGCCAAAGAGGUGGAGAGAUGGAUUUCAAGUGAUGAGAUUGUUGUCGAAACAGAAGCCAAUGUUUUCCAGAUUGCGAAAAAGUGGGUUGAACAUAACAAGAGCGAGCGGAAAGCAGCCUUUGUAGAGCUGCUUCGUCACGUUCGACUGGUUUUCGUAUCGCGUGAUUAUUUGUUGAAUGUCGUGACAAACGAACUCGUGCGUGACAACGCUGGUUGUUUGAGGCUGGUCUCAGAUGCCAUAAGACAGACUACGUUUUCAAGCGAUGACGACCUUCCCCAGUCCCCAAGAAAAGGGCUUGACACGCGUGCUAUCGUGGCUUGUGAAGGAGAAUACGCCUUUUGUUAUUUCCCUCAGAGAGAUGAGUGGAAAAUCUUACCUACAUGUAACAGGUCAACUAAAGAACGGAGGACCAACAUCCCUUCAACCCACAUGAUUAGAUUUCGUGAUCAGUUAUUCAUGUUUAGUUUCUUCGAUCGAGUAGAGAGGUAUGAUCCUGUCUUUAAUGGUUGGUCAUCAUUCCCCUCUGGCGUAUGUAAGGACAAGGUGACUGUCAUCGGAGGAGAGUUAUUUUCUAUCAGUGAAACUAUUUAUUUCAGUUUUGUAGACAGAAAAAUAUUAACCAUUGAAAAGUUCCAGGUAGAGACAUGUUCAUGGCAAGAGCUUCACUCCUCUUCUCAGUGCUACAGGAAAGAUUCUUGUUUCAUUGGAUCUGAUAACUUUUUGUAUCUUUUGGGUGGGACGUCCCCACAUACAUUCCAACAUGUUGCAAAAGCUGACAGAUUUGACAUCACGGAAAAGAAAUGGGAAGAAAUCACAGACAUGCAACAAGCAAGAGGUGGGGCUUUUGGUGUGGCCGGUCAGGAAAAGAUUUUUAUCGCUGGAGGAACAGAUGAAGAAAGUACAGUGUCGAAAACAUGCGAGGUGUACAAUGUUUCCACAAAUGAAUGGCAGUUAAUUGCAGACUUGAAUGUUUACCGCACACAUGGUAGUAUGGUUUGUCUUGGUGGAACAUUGUAUGUGCUGGGUGGCUUUGACCAAACUAAGAAAAACCCAGAACAUUCAGUUGAAUGUUAUGACAAACAGGGCAAGUGGGUUGUGAAGACAACCAUACCAGUGAAAGAGGACUGGAAGAAUAAAAAGGCAUUUAAAGGCUGUGUGCUCAAGUUCUCCAUAGGAGUGCUGAAUAAACUUGCUGAUGCAGUUGAAGAGGUCCAUAAACCGCAAUAA